Messenger RNA from Drosophila elegans, 247 nucleotides. RefSeq lists its product as uncharacterized. NCBI's taxonomy places the organism in Eukaryota, Metazoa, Arthropoda, Insecta, Diptera, Drosophilidae. The record is from RefSeq and is a predicted model, not a curated record. The transcript is spliced from 2 exons. Bases 35 to 163 code for a protein of 42 amino acids.
CGUUCAGUUGACAAUCGCCAGUCGAUAGCAAACCAUGAGAGAGUGCUCAUCGCGCAGCAAUACGCGUCUACUUAGUUCGGUAAUCGUAAUCGAUCAACGUCUCAGAAUCGACACUUGUCGAUAUUUAAUCGAGAUCCUAUCCCGCCGCAUCACAGGCGAUUAAAGAUAGUUGGUUAGACCUGUUCCCACAUCUAUGGAGUUUCAUCUAGACAGUGCAGAAUACUGCCAGGCACAGCACAAAUAAAAA